UGGCGACUGACAGCACACACCUAGUUUGGGAGACAUUUAUGUCUUUGUCCCUGCUUCUGUUGAAAUGUCAUGUCCAUGCUGCUUCAAAACAGUUUCAAACAACAGCUUAUAACUCUGUGCACGAUAACUCGCUGCGUUGCUUUGAUGGGUUUAUGACCGUUUUUGUGUCAAAAGUUCAAUUCGCUGAGCUCCCUCUCACCGUUUACGUAGCAGAUGAAGACAGCGGAUAUUACCAGGCCACUGCAAUAGCAAAACAGUGUCAUUACUUCCUUCACGAAAGUGUCACCUUCAUUACCUUCACAGUUGCUUCCCACAGCUGUUUUGUGAAAAGACAAAAGAACUUUACAAGUCUGAAUGUUGUCAUCAUGGCACCUGCAAACAGAGGUAGACUUGAGAUUGUCAAGUCAUUUCUUCUGGUCUGUGAAAGGAGAAUUAAAGAGGCAACCACACAGCAUUACCCACCAGUACCAAGACAGUUAUUUUGCAACAAGGAUGGAUUCAACAUUACCGUCUCUCAGAAUGCCACACUCCCACCUCUGAACCCGGACUCAGUCUGGAUCCCCUCGUAUCAAAGCCACAACUGUAGACCUCAAACAAGGUCCAAGGACGCUGUCACUUUCCUCUUUCCAUUCACUGACUGUGGCACUCAGUCCGUGGUAGCAGAUGGGAUCAUAACCUACUGGGUCACUAUUGAGACGAAACAAAUGCAUCAGCAGAAUGUCUCCAUAUUCCGUGACACUCCCUUCCAUCUUACAGUGCAGUGUAGCUUUGCACUGGCCCAAAUGACUCAACUGCACAUCGAAGUUCAGGGAGAAACAUUUGAGUACCCAUCAGCACUGGGAAGCAGCGGAAUACUCAGAGCAGAAAUGAGCAGAUUCCUCUUAUAAAUCUUUCUUCUCGUCUCGAGAGCCUCCAGCAGUGACUUAUAAGCUCGGUGAGCCUGUGUACGUCGAGGUGCUUGUUCCCAAACAUGACGACAAGGACUUGGUGUUGCUGCUGGAUGACUGCUGGGCCACGGCGACUGAAAACCCACAUGACCCACAGCGAUGGAACCUUCUUGUUAAAGGGUGUCCUUAUACUGCUGACAGUCACAGAACUGUUGUGUUGCCAGUUGUUUCCAGUAAACAUCUGAUGUAUCCAUCUCUUCACAAAUGGUUCGUAGUCAAGAUGUUUUCAUUUGUGAAUAGCCCAACAUUUGAAAAUCGGGUACAUUUCCACUGUGAUUUAGUGAUUUGUAAAGGAUCCGACUGCUUGCACUCAUGCAACAAUGG
Messenger RNA from Solea solea (common sole), 1271 nucleotides. RefSeq lists its product as uncharacterized. Gene Ontology annotation, biological process: binding of sperm to zona pellucida; prevention of polyspermy. The transcript has 9 exons. Gene Ontology annotation, cellular component: egg coat. The record is from RefSeq and is a predicted model, not a curated record. Bases 39 to 887 code for a protein of 282 amino acids. Gene Ontology annotation, molecular function: structural constituent of egg coat; acrosin binding. NCBI's taxonomy places the organism in Eukaryota, Metazoa, Chordata, Actinopteri, Pleuronectiformes, Soleidae.